AUGUCCGACUGCACAUUGGAGUUCGAUAUUCAGUACGUGGACCCGAAGGUCGUCGAGUACCUUCUUACUUCAUUCUAUCACAUCCGGAGCGACUACUGGUUCAACCUCGUGCUGGUGCUCGCGACGCAGUUGACCGGUUUGGGGCUGGCGGGGUUGUGCAGGAGGUUCCUUGUCUGGCCAGCGAGCAUGGUGUGGCCUGCAAACCUGGUAGCGUGCACGUUGUUGAACACGCUGCACGCGGAAGACGACGAGGCGACUGGCGGGCUCACGAGGUACAAGUACUUCAUGUGGGUCAUGACCGGGAGUUUCUUCUUCUUCUUCCUGCCAGGCUUCCUGUUCCAAGCGCUCUCCGUCUUCAGCUGGGUAUGCUGGAUUUGGCCCAAUAACGUGCCCGUGAACCAGCUCUUCGGCGUCUCGUCCGGGCUCGGCAUGUCAUUCCUCACCUUCGACUGGACGCAGAUCUCCUGGAUCGGCUCGCCGCUCAUGGUCCCUUGGUGGGCGGAGGUGCACAUCUUCGGCGGCUUCGUGUUCUUCUACUGGUUCCUCGCCCCGAUCUUCUACUACACCAACGUAUGGAAGUUGUCCUACUUCCCUAUCUCCGCCAACGACCCGUACGACCGCUUCGGGAAUACGUACAACGUCACGCGUGUGCUCCAGACGGACGACACCUUCAAUCGGACCGCGUACGACGAGUACUCGCCGCUUUACCUUCCGGCCUCUUACGCGAUCACCUACCUCGCCGCGUUUGCGCUCAUGACGUGCGUCAUCGUGCACACGUUGCUCUACCACGGCCAUUCGCUCCUCAACGGCGUCAAGCGCAUCUCGGUCGAGAAGGACGACAUCCACGCGAAGCUCAUGCGCAAUUACCCGGAGGUGCCCGACUGGUGGUACGGCGCCGCGUUUGUGUUUUUCUUCGCGCUCGCGGUCGUCGCCGUCGAGGUCUGGCAUACGAGCGUGCCCGUGUGGAGUUUGGUGCUGGCGGUGCUGUUACCCGUGGUCUACGUGCUCCCGAGUGGAUUCAUCUUCGCGAUGACCGGUCAAGGCAUCACGCUCAAUCUGCUGGCGCAGAUCAUCCCGGGCACGCUGCUCCCCGGGAACCCGCGUGCGAACAUGAUCUUCAAGGCCUACUCGGUCCAGACGCUGAACGAGGCGACCGACUUCGUCCAGGACCUCAAGCUCGGACACUACGUCAAGGUCCCUCCGCGAGCGACUUUCAUAGUCCAGCUCGUCGCGACCGUCCUCGCCGCCUUCGUCCAGGUCGGCGUGAAGGAAUGGCUCUUCACGAACGUGCCCGACAUCUGCUCGCCGGAUCAGGCUUCGUCCCUCACCUGCCCGCACAACAAGGUGUACUUCACCGCGUCCGCCAUCUGGGGACUCAUCGGCCCUUCGCGCCAGUUCGGCCCGGGCUCGAUCUACUACCCCCAGAUUUACGCCGUCAUCAUCGGCGCGUUCCUUCCCGUGCCCUUCUGGCUGUGGCAGCGCCGGUACCCGACGAGCUGGGUGAGGUAUUUGUCGACGCCCGUGAUCCUCAACGGCUUGCUGUUCAUACCCCCCGCGACGGGCAUCAACUACUCGGCGUGGUUCGCGAUGGGCCUCUAUCUGAUCAGGAAGAGGAAUUUCGCGUGGUGGAGCAAGUUCAACUACGUGACGAGCGCGGCGCUGGACAGCGGGACGAGCAUCAGUUUGAUCUUGAUCUUCUUCGUGCUUCAGAACGGAGAGAUCAUCGACAAGACCGUAUGGUGGGGUAACGAUAUAUUCCAGAAGAACGCGGAUUGGAACAAAACACCAUUCCGAGCAGUGCCUCCCGGUGGCGUGCCCUCAUAA
Messenger RNA from Punctularia strigosozonata HHB-11173 SS5, 1824 nucleotides. RefSeq names its product OPT oligopeptide transporter. The record is from RefSeq and is a predicted model, not a curated record. The coding region runs from base 1 to 1824 and encodes 607 amino acids. The transcript has 7 exons. NCBI's taxonomy places the organism in Eukaryota, Fungi, Basidiomycota, Agaricomycetes, Corticiales, Punctulariaceae. Gene Ontology annotation, molecular function: oligopeptide transmembrane transporter activity. Gene Ontology annotation, biological process: transmembrane transport.